This is a messenger RNA of Rangifer tarandus platyrhynchus (Svalbard reindeer), 300 nucleotides long. NCBI's taxonomy places the organism in Eukaryota, Metazoa, Chordata, Mammalia, Artiodactyla, Cervidae. The record is from the annotation of a GenBank genome assembly.
AUGGACAGCCCCCGCGGGGUGGGGGGCCGACAGGUGGGGUCACUGCGCUGCCCCCCAGCAGAACCAGUCCUGCCUGAGGCUGCGCGCUUCCUCAGUUCCCUUGAGUUGGGCAAAUUCAGGCGGGAGACAAAGUGUGUCCCUCGUGGGACUGUUCAGAGAACCGUGAUGAGGAGAGGAGAGUCUGUGUCGCACAGACCCGGCUUCGAACCUGGGCUUGGCCGCUUCCUCGGGGAAGAGGGCCUGGCCGGAGCAGCCGCCCAACACAAUGAGCACGUUAGAUCCACAAGCUGGCGUCCAUGA